CGGAAGGCAUGAUGUUGCAACGCUUGUCUGUGCUCCGAUGGUGAGAAGACGGGCGAGCAGAGUUCUUCCUCGCCUCGAUAUGCUUCCAAGCUGAAACACAAGCGGGGAAGACACGCUGACGGCGACGAUCCAUGCCACGCACUGGUUGGCUCCGGCUGACGGUGAUCUGGAAAGGUUGCAGACGCCACUCGCCAUGCGACUUCCCUGAGUACAGACGCGAGGGUGGUAGGCGCAGAGGGAUGGACGUCUCCUUAAGGCUGCGGCGGCGGCGGCAGUCAGGUCUGCCUCACUACACUCACCUCCGUCGCUCGUUACGAUUUGUAUAAUUAUGUGGGCAACUAUUGGGACAUGGCUGCUGUUUGCGCAAGUCUUCGCGCUGGGUGUCGCUGCGCAUCGCGACUGGUGGCUGCAGAGUCUCCCCCAGUGUUGGCGGGACUGCUUUGGGAACACAGAUGACGGCUGCAGUUAUAGGAAAUGUAUAUGUCAGACGAGCGAGAGCAGCACGUCCUACCUGUCCAGCGCUGUCGCGUGCGCCGUUUCCUCGUGCAAAGCCGACGAAUCGGACAUCGAACUCGUCCUCGGACCGCUAGAACUCUACUGCGAUGCCAUCGGCUGCACGAUACCGGCUGAGGUAGUGGAAGAUGCCUACGCUGCUGUGUCGAGCACCGCCGUCCCUCCGAAACCCACGCAAGCAGCCCCGACAACGAAGCCCGCCGCUCCCAAACCCACCACCACGACCCAAAGCGACGACCAUGACGACGCCGGCGCAGACCUGACAAGCGCAAUCAGCACGACGAUAACAAAGACAUCGACCGACGGCGACGGCAACACGCUGCAGAUAAUUGUGCCCAUAGUCAUGGGCCCCACGCAGAUCAGUACGGGCAGCAUCAUCACGUCGACUGUGGCUAGUGGCACGCCCAUGUCCACGACCUCAUCGUCUAGCCCCUCUGCCCAGCCUUCCGCUCCGGUCCCGACGCCAGGCGCCUCUUUUACACAGACAUCGUCGGCAUCGGGGUCGGAAGAAACAGAUCCUCCGCCCGCCAACGGCAACGGUAGCCCGUUCGAGAAUAUGCAGGCCGGUGCUGGUAGAUGGACGCUGUCAACACCAGGAAUGGCGUUUGGGGCUUUCGCUGCGCUACUCAUGCGCAUGUAGUUUGCAAUGACCCAAAUGAUGUAGUGUAUUUGCUUUUGGGGGACUCGAAGAUGAGACGCGAUGAGGCUGUAUGGUAGUACAACAACUUCGACCGCUCUAUGUACUGUAUGAUACCUAGAUAUGACGAAUGCUCGAUUACGAAAGACUACCACCCCAAGAUUGUGCCUCAAGACACUGAUGAAGUCCACAAUGCGAAUUUGUAGUCAGCCAUCGUCGACCCUGAUUCUCGGAAUGCCAGCGGAUGACUUUGGUCCACGCGCAUCAUCCCACCGCUUCAUCGCCGCAAGCCAAUGAAAGCGAACCCAAUGCCAAGUCGCUCCAACAGUCCUUGCACAUCAUUGAGACUCGCAAGCUGCACCUUCUCGAGCCCCAUCAAUCCUCUA
Molecule: messenger RNA, 1536 nt
Organism: Alternaria rosae
Lineage: Eukaryota; Fungi; Ascomycota; Dothideomycetes; Pleosporales; Pleosporaceae
Exons: 2
Coding region: 329-1153 (274 amino acids)
Source: RefSeq, a predicted model, not a curated record